Molecule: messenger RNA, 2588 nt
Organism: Bombus impatiens (common eastern bumble bee)
Lineage: Eukaryota; Metazoa; Arthropoda; Insecta; Hymenoptera; Apidae
Product: sn1-specific diacylglycerol lipase beta-like
Exons: 15
Coding region: 603-2588 (661 amino acids)
Biological process (GO): lipid metabolic process
Source: RefSeq, a predicted model, not a curated record
AUUGUUGCAAACGCAGGAUACUAGGGAUAUCUCUACUCCUACCAUUACUGUAUAUCCCCAUGAGAAGCAAUUGGUUUUUUCGUAAGCGAAGGAACGUGUGAUCGAGAGGAACGAAGGGAAAGUUGUGGCCGUGCUGGACAGUCACCGCCAACCAGCUCGUGAGAUUCGACGCGGGAUGCUACGAAACAAGCUUCACAGCCAGACGAAAAUUCGCUCAAGGCGUCACAUUCCUUGCGAACUGACCUCAGCGGCUUUCGACACUAUCUCACGUUCCGCGUACGCUGGAUACCAUUGGAUCGACUGGAGCCGCUGGAUCGGCGUAUCGUGAUCGAUGGUUAGGUCGUGAACGACUAUGGAUGUCAGUGCAAGCGAGUCUUAUAUUUUCCCUCAUUAGAAGAAAUCAAAAACUCGUCGCGCGAGUAACUAAAACGGUAAAUACCGGACUGCAUCCUGUACCAGGUUGGUGACGAUACUCUCGAAUACUGAUUGUGCUUGUGGAAAAGUGGCAUGUUGUGAAUGAUCCGAAAUUCUACUGAGAUACCGAGACGUUUUGUUCGAGAAGCGAAUAUAUCUUGAAAUUCAAAUUUUUCUCCAAAAGAAAAAUGCCUGCGAUAAAACUGUUCGGCAGAACAUGGCUAGCUGCGAGCGACGACCUUGUUUAUCCGGGUAUCUUUGAAAUUUUCAUUCGAUCCAUUUGGUUAUCCCUAAUUGUAACCGUUUGUGUCAGAUAUUAUGAGCAUACAUGGAGUUGUCAGUUAGGCGGAGAGUUAGUUCGCGUGUAUCUCUUAGGAGAGGUUGCAUUUCUUGUCGUGUCUAUACUUUUCAUGCUCAUCAUUAUAAGACUGAGCGCAAAAGGAUCUAUCAUGGAAACGCACGCUCGUAAAUACGUUGAACCAUUCUUGACAGUUAAAAUAUUGUUCCUCCUGCCUGAGAUAUCAUGGAAUAUUUUAGGAAGUUUAUGGUUGUUUGGAUCAAACGUCAAAUGUACUUAUGAACAUUACACGAUCAUGAUAACCCAGGCGUUAGUGUUCUUCGACUGGAUUCUUAUAGGUCUAACCAUUUUCGGCUUGGCAUUGAUCUUUGAUCCAUUAGGCUUAUUAAGUAACAAACAUUUAGAAAGUUCUGUCGAAUAUGGCAAACUCUCAAGGAACUGGCAACGGAGAUUCAAGUUUCUCUGGUGGAUGAGAAAAGACGAGAACGCUAACGAGACUUUUCAACAAGUUGCUGGUUUGCUAAGCUCUCUGUACCAGGGAACAGAUUUAGUUCCUUCAGAUAUUAUCGCAGGAUGUAUCCUGCUAAGAAUUCGGCAAAAGCGAGAAACUCGUGAAUUGCGCCGGUUAAAUAUUCUUCCUGCUCCAAAAUAUACUUCCGAUGCAACUGCAAUUUUUAGAAAUGUACCAAGUUGGAUGUCUUUAGAGAACGCGGCUUACUAUAUAAAACUCUCAUUAGCUGCUUACGGAUGGUUAUUUGUUAUGUACUUGCAUAUAUGCACCGGGUGUUUUCAUAUUCUGCCGAAUUUGACUUGUUGCACCUGUUUUCGAACAAAACGUAUUCCAAUUAUUGGCGACAAUUGUUGCUACUGUUAUUUAGCCGGAAUGAAAACUUUAUCAGAUUUAUCAACGGAUGACAUCCUGUAUGCGUCAUUUAAAAACUAUUUAUGCGAGAUACCGUUCUGUGUAAUAGCAGAUCAGAAAAAAAAUAACAUUGUCAUUAUUGUACGGGGUAGUCUCUCGAUGCGUGAUUUGAUAACUGAUUUUGCCGCAGGUUCUAAUGUUUUUGUAUGCGAAGGUGUUCCAUCAAACAGCCAUGCACACAGUGGCAUGAUAACGGGUGCUAGGCUGAUUUUGAAGAAAUUAGAUGAUAACAAGGUUUUAGAACGAGCAUUCAAUACAUAUCCUCAUUACGAUUUGGUUAUUACAGGUCACAGUCUAGGUGCUGGUAUAGGUAUUCUGUUAGGAUUUUUACUACGUCCACGAUAUCCAUCACUGAAAGUCUAUGGAUUUUCCACGCCAGCGGGUCUUCUCUCAAGGGAUCUUGCCAGAGUAACGGAGGAAUUCGUUUUCACAGUAGGCAUUGGAGAUGACUUAGUAAUGAGGCUGAGUGUUGAUAGCAUAGAAAAUCUUCGAACGUCUUUGCUUAUGGCACUUCGUGUUUGCCCAUUACCUAAGUAUAGAGUAGUAUUAAACGGAUUAGGUUACAUUUUAUUCGGCAUUCCUGAGAAAGACCUUGAAAAUAUAUGGAAUGCCUAUAAUAUGAUUACCACUGUAUCGGGAGAAACACCUUUACUUAACGACCGAGAUAUAAAUACAAUAGAGGAAAGUAGGAUUUACGAGCGAGAUAUUUCAAAAAGGAGAUAUUCUAAAGUAAAAUUAUACAUAGGUGGUAGAAUACUUCACAUAACCAAAUGUAAACCCGAACAAUCAAAAAACAGCAAGAAUCAAAAUAAGAAAGAAAAGAAAUUCGAGAUGCGAUGGGCACAACCAGAAGAAUUUACGGAAUUAGUUGUGAUGCCACGGAUGUUAUUGGAUCAUUUACCAGAAUGUAUGGACAAAACUCUGACCACCUUGUUAGAACAACAAAAAGACUAG